GCGAGCGAGAGAGAGACCCAGGGGCGAGGAGACAGUAUUAGACUUAGAAUCCAUGCGGUGUGGAAACAGGCGCUUCGGCCCAACGAGCCCAUACUGCCCCUUGCAUCCCCCUAUAACCCACACGCCCCCGAACACUGCGGGCAGUUUAGCCUGGCCAGUCCACCCCGCCUGCACAUCCUUGGGCUGUGGGAGGAAACCCACGCAGACACAAGGGAGAAUGUCUGUGCGGAGUUUGCACAGUCUCCCGAGGGUGGGAUCGAACCCGGGUCCCUGGCACUGUGAGGCUGCGGUGCUCACCACUGAGCCACCGAGCCACCUCCUUCGUUUGACCCUUUGCCCAGCAGCGCCAUGCUCUCUGACACACUCACUUCCCCCUCUGUGUUUUCUUUUUCCCGCAGGAUUGCCCUCUCAGAGGACAGAGAGCUGCCCGGGAGGUUCUGUGCUGAUCUUUGCAGACACAAUGAGUGACGGAGAUAACAACCCAGCAGCCAUUCCCGUUGCGGUCGUGGACAUUCAGGGCGACGAACGAUGGAUGUCUCAGCAUAACCGCUUUGUGGCAGACACGAAGGAUAAGGAGCCCGACGUCCUGUUUGUGGGAGACUCUUUGGUUCAGUUACUCCACCAGUUUGAGAUCUGGCGUCAGUUAUUUUCCCCGCUCCAUGCCCUGAAUUUUGGAAUUGGUGGUGACGCAACCCAGAACGUUCUGUGGAGACUUCAACAUGGGGAACUGGAGAAUAUCAGACCCAAGGUCAUCGUGCUGUGGGUGGGCACCAACAACCAUGACCACACGGCAGAGCAGGUGGCAGGGGGCAUCGAAGCCAUUGUUCACCUCGUGAUUCAGCGGCAGCCUCAGGCCAAGAUCGUCAUCCUGGGUCUGUUACCCCGGGGGAAGGACCCGAAUCCACUGAGGGUGAAGAACGCUCUGGUGAACGAGCUGGUGAAGGGCAUGGUGGAGAACAUCAGCAACGCUUCCUUCCUGGAUGUGGACCCAGGCUUUGUGAACUCAGACGGCACCAUCAGCCACAAUGACAUGUAUGACUACCUGCACUUGACCCGCCACGCUUACAGCAGUGUCUGCCAACUCAUCCAUGCUCGGGUACAGCAGCUGCUGAGUGAGGCUUCCUCUGAACCCCCUAAUCUGGGCAUCUGAUUGCUGGAGGCUGCCACUGUCAACCUGGGCACACUGCUGUGUGGAUCCUGCAGCACAGAGAGGGCCCGAAGGGAGACAGGUCGCACAGUGAGAUGACCAAACUUGAAAGGGCUAUGCUUGGACUGACUUCUUCUGUGACCUACCAACUGAACCCAACCUUUCUCAUUCUCUUCCCUCUAUCUCUCAUUCUCUCCCCUCUAUCUCUCUC
Messenger RNA from Stegostoma tigrinum, 1358 nucleotides. Its product is annotated as platelet-activating factor acetylhydrolase IB subunit alpha2-like. The coding region runs from base 53 to 1150 and encodes 365 amino acids. Lineage: Eukaryota; Metazoa; Chordata; Chondrichthyes; Orectolobiformes; Stegostomatidae. The transcript is spliced from 5 exons. The record is from RefSeq and is a predicted model, not a curated record.